Molecule: messenger RNA, 1539 nt
Organism: Rubroshorea leprosula
Lineage: Eukaryota; Viridiplantae; Streptophyta; Magnoliopsida; Malvales; Dipterocarpaceae
Source: the annotation of a GenBank genome assembly
GCCUUUUUUUUUUUUUUUCGUUUUUUCCCAUUUUCCAAUUCCUUUUCUCUUUUAUGUUUAUCUGAGGAAAAUCCCAAAUCAUUGUUGCAAAUUUGGUUUCAAAAUGGUAUACUUAAUAACUUACGGGUUUUGGUGUGUUAAACUUGCUUUGUUGUUUUCACUCUUGGAUCAGCAAAAGAAAGUGCUGGUGAACGCUGAUAUCUCUGCACUUGGUCCCAACAUGGAUCCAACAACAAGCGCUCUCUGCAACGUCAAUCUCAUGGACAUUCUCCCUUCUCCCUACCAGGAGCUUUCUGGGGCCACUUGUUCACCUGCUUGGCCUCAUUUUGCUUUUAGGUUUUUUCAAACUCCGAGUAAUAUUACUACCAUUGUAAUAUCAGGGGCAUAUAAUGGUAGUGGAUGGAUUGGAAUUGGAUUUGCAAAAGAUGGAACGACAGUAAAUUCCAGUGUCAUGGUGGGAUAUAUAGAUCCAUCUAGCAAACCAACGGCAAAGCAAUACUACAUAGAUCCCUACAAUCACUCCCUAGUCACACCAGACAUGGGUAUUCUGCUGCUUACCAAUGCUCCACCUGUUGUUGUUCUAAAAGAUUCUUACAUUUAUUUGGGAUUUCAGAUGCGGUUUAGAAACCGUAUUCACCAUAAAACAGUUCUAUUAGCUCAGGGGAACACAAAUCCUGUUGGAAAUCAAUUAACAAUGCAUACGACAGCAAAGUCCUUGAUUGUUGAAUUUGCUGCAGCUGUUAGUACUACUGGUGUUGGAAAUGGUAAAAACUUGAAGACGAACCAUGGAAUUCUGAGCAUUAUUGCAUAUGGAGCAAUCAUUCCAGCUGGUUCAAUUGUUGCUAGAUUCUUCAAGCAUCAUGAUCCUUUGUGGUACCAUAUUCAUUUUACAGUUCAGUAUAUAGGAUAUGUCUUCGCGCUAGCAGGCUUAGCAGCAGGAAGGAUACUCGAUGAACAGCUGGGUCACCCUGUUCCACAACACAGAGGGCUUGGAAUAUUUGUGAUUGUGCUCACUACUCUUCAGGUACUGGCAUUUGUCCUAAGGCCACACACGGACUCCACAUUCCAGAGAUACUAUCGUUGCUACCACAUCUGGGUUGGUAGAUCCAUUCUCCUCUUAGGGGCUGCGAAUAUCAUACUUGGAUUGCAACUUGGACAUGCAUGUACAGCCAUGAAGGUUACAUACUUUCUCCUUCUCGCAGCUUAUGUCAUUACCGUGAUUGUUUUGGAGAUACGUUCGUGGAAGAGAGCUCCUAGAAGCAUAAUAGAUGAACCUCCAGUCUUCAAGGUUGAAUUAGGAGAUGCAACAAAGACAAGUCAACUUCCCUCCACCCUGUAAUAAGAUAGCCAUUGCCAUGUAAAGGGCAGUUCCUUACUCUUCCUAGGGUCUUGGCAUGGCUAAGGGAUAUGGUGGAUUCAGACUACAAAGCAUUAAUCGAUUUCCUUCUUCUUCUUCUUCUUUUUGUACAGAACCUCAUUCAUGUUCAACACUGGAAGAAUCGCCCCACCAGACAGUUACAAUAAUUAGUUGAUAAUUAC